Messenger RNA from Hyposmocoma kahamanoa, 2194 nucleotides. RefSeq lists its product as uncharacterized. The transcript is spliced from 5 exons. NCBI's taxonomy places the organism in Eukaryota, Metazoa, Arthropoda, Insecta, Lepidoptera, Cosmopterigidae. The record is from RefSeq and is a predicted model, not a curated record. Gene Ontology annotation, cellular component: extracellular matrix. Bases 24 to 1772 code for a protein of 582 amino acids.
UUCACUUCGUAGAUUAACCAACCAUGUGGCAAAUAUUUCUCCUGGCAGCUGUGAUAGCAGCCGAGGAACACCCUACUCCAGCCAGCCUGCUGGGUCCCAGGCAUUUCAAUUACCAUCCACAUCAAUAUUUGAAGGAGGUUGAACCUACUAAACAAGGGCCAGUACUGUUCCCUAAUGAUGCGCCGCCCCCUCCUCGUCCGCCCCUCAUCGUGACGUCACGACCACUUAUAGAAUCAAUAGCUCGCAGCGAAUUAAAUCCUAAUCCCCCGCAAAUAAACAACAGUAUCGCUUCUUCGUCGCAAAUCAAUAGAGUCUCAUUCAAGCCGACUUAUUUAGAUUACUUGAAGCAAAAUUUUUUACAACCCGAACCGAAUAUCUUGGUGGAUCAACCAAAGCCAAACUUUUUGGCCCGAAUUAAAGAUUAUAAACCCUUCGUUGGACCUGGGGUUCUGAAUUUUGGACCUUAUGCCGAUGGGAAAAAGCCACUGAGUGCUGUGAGAAAUAAUGGAUACAGUGAUUACGAGGUACAAAGUCCUCUUCCGCCGGUCUACAAGGCAUUCACUAACCACGUCAAGCAGAAGGUAUCGAAAAUCAAACAAAAAACUGGGAAAAAUCUAAAUUACCAUGUGAAAGACCGAAGACACGAUCACGGCACCGAUUACGACGAUGACGGUUCAAACUACGCUUUCUCAUACAGAGUGAAAGACCGUGACACUGGAGAUGACUUUUCACAUUCACAGCAGAGCAGCGGAUCAGCUACCAACGGAGAGUAUCGUGUUCGACUCCCGGAUGGACGUAUGCAAAUCGUCAGCUACACCGCUGACGAAAAUGGAUACAAAGCUGACGUUAGAUACGACGACGAGGAGGACAAAACUCAAGAAAAUAGAAUUGAUAACUACGAUUACCACUUGAAACAAAAGGGUGACCAAAACAAAUAUCAUUACGACCAAAAUAAACAUCAUUACGACGUAAACGAACAACAUUAUGACACAAAUAUUAAUAAUUACAACCAAAAUAAUCUUAAUUAUGACCCAAAUGUAAAUAAUUAUGACCACAUUCAUGAUUAUGGACAAUAUGGUCAAAAUGUACACGAUUAUAGUGAUGUCAAUCACGAUUAUAUACAGAAUAGGAAUUAUAAGCCUGUAGAAGAAAAUUACAAAACUAAAGAAGAUUUCGAUCAAUAUUCCGAUUUAUCGAAGGAAAUAACUGAUUAUUCUGCAGAAUACGAUGGAAAACACGACAACUACGAGCCACAUAAAAGCAAAUUUGGUUCUUUAGUUAGCACUCAAAGCACUAUUGGCACUAUAGUCGUGCCUAGUUCAAACCCUAAGGGAUUCCCGUCGUCUACAGUCAAACCAUCUUAUGCAGAACUAAAACCUUUAUUCGUAACUAAAAAAUCACGAAACUAUGUAUCUUCGUCGACUGUAAGACCAUCUUAUCAAGAGCUUAACCCCUUAUUUGUAACCAAAAAGUUAUACAAUGUUGAACCGAGUUACAACCCCGUUGAAAUAAACGUACCAUCAACCACUCCUAAUACAAACUUUGAAGGUACUACAGAACAUGUAGUGGUCAUAGGUGCGAAGCCUUUGUACACGAAUAUUAAAGACAUAGCAGGAGUUACAAUGACUCCAUCAACAUUUUCACCGCCAUUAAACUUCGUAACGCCAAGAAGUUAUUUAGUUUCAACCAUUGACAGUUUGAAGAAAGGAGAAAAACCAAUUUUGAGUGAUAGUUUUAUAAAUAGAAUUAAUAAGUAUUUAAGUUUUAAUUGAAUUGUAUGCUAUUGGCCUCUCUUUCUUUUUAAUUUAAGGACUAGGAUCUUGUGAAUAUUGUAGCCGCCAUUCAGUGUUCUGCAAAGCGUUUUCUUCCAUCUGCUUUUAUUUCCCUCAACGGGAUACCAAUAUUAAUAUUUUUUUUAUAGAUAAAAUCACUUGAAUUCGUCUUGUUUUGAAGAAAAUAAUGAUAAAAUAAAACUUGGUUUUCGCGUCUAAAUGUCAAAAUAGUAUAACUUUGUCCUGCAAAAAGUUGCUGUUAAGGUAAUUAACAACCUAAGCGUGUCUCUGAAGUAUAAUUUUAAAGGAAUUAACAGUCCGGCGUCACAGUACUUUGCUGAAAAUGUAAUUUAUGCUUAGAAGUACUGAAGUAGUGAUGUUGCGGUAAAUGUAAUUAACAGGUAUCGGAAUAGGUAGAGUUU